AUGGGUUUCAUGGAAUCCUACCUGGAGAUCGACCCCGUGACGCUGAACCUCAUCAUCCUGGUGGCGAGCUACGUCAUCCUGCUCCUGGUCUUCCUGGUGUCCUGCAUCCUGUACGACUGCCGGGGGAAGGACCCCAGCAAGGAGUACGCCCCGGACCCGUCCCCGCCGCUCCAGCAGUCCCCCAUCCGCCUGGUGGUGAUGCAGAGCUCGCCCGCCCCGCCCCGCUGGGAGCAGGCCAAAAUGGUGGCCACCUACGAGCCGCCGGCCGGGGACCUUCAGGAGAAGAGGAGCACUCUGGUCUGA
Conger conger (European conger) is the source of this 303-nucleotide messenger RNA. RefSeq names its product small integral membrane protein 36-like. NCBI's taxonomy places the organism in Eukaryota, Metazoa, Chordata, Actinopteri, Anguilliformes, Congridae. The record is from RefSeq and is a predicted model, not a curated record. The transcript has a single exon. Bases 1 to 303 code for a protein of 100 amino acids.